This is a messenger RNA of Vicia faba (fava bean), 4818 nucleotides long. The record is from the annotation of a GenBank genome assembly. NCBI's taxonomy places the organism in Eukaryota, Viridiplantae, Streptophyta, Magnoliopsida, Fabales, Fabaceae.
AUGGAGGGUUGUUCAGAAGGAGAGGAGAACAAGGUGAAACGCAAAAUGAAAUCUGCUUCACAGUUGGAGAUUCUAGAAAAAGCAUAUGCUGCGGAGGCGUAUCCGUCUGAGGCGUUGAGGGCUGAGCUAUCUGUGAAGUUAGGUUUGUCUGAUCGUCAGUUGCAGAUGUGGUUCUGUCACCGGAGAGUGAAGGAUAGGAAGGCUUCGCCCAUUGUUAAUAAGGCUGCGGUGCCAAUUGGUUAUUUGGAUGCACAGCAGGUUGUGGCACAGUAUGGGGUGAUGGGAUUUACUAGGAUGGGAGCUGGAUUGCCUGCAAUGGAAGGCAGUGGUUACCGUGAAGCUCAUCAGACGUUACAGGAGCUGCGAGCGGUUGCAUUGGUGGAAAGACAGUUGGGGGAGACAUUAAGAGAGGAUGGACCUAUACUUGGGAUGGAAUUUGAUUCCUUGCCGCCGGGUGCAUUUAGUGCACCAUUAGGGGCAGUGGCAUUGGGGCAAAACAGCCAAUCUGAAUGGCCUGCUGAGGCAGAAGUUUAUGAACAUCUGGAUAAGGGCAUUUCAAGGACUCUCCAUGAAUAUCAAUUUAUUCCAGAGCAGCCAACUGUUAGAAAUGAGAUAUAUGAAAGAGAUACUACAUCUGUUCAUUUUAGUUCUCUUGAUGGUGUUCCACAUUCUAGUGAGCUGUCUUUCCUUAACGGGAAUGAAUAUGCACCUAAGGUGUACGGAGUCCAAGGAGGGAAUGAUGAUGUUCCACAAAAGAACCCAUUUGUUGAUGUAUCUCUUGACACUCAAAGGGUGGCUCACCAAGUAACUCUGAUUAACACCCCUCUAGUGCUAUCUGAUAGGACGAUUAUCCAUGAGGAGGAACUUUCAAGCUUUCAAAGGAAGCGAAAGAAUGAAGAGGCUAGAUUGCAACGGGAACUUGAAGUGCAAGAGAAAAGAAUUAGAAAGGAACUUGUAAAACAGGAUAUUCUAAGGCAAAAGAGAGAGGAGCAAAUAAAGAAAGAGAUGGAGAGGCAAGAACGUGAAAGGCAGAAGGAAAAGGAAAGGUACCUUAGAGAACAGAAGCGCGAGCAAGAGCGACAGGAAAAGUUUUUGCAGAAGGAAUCAAUCAGAGCUGAGAAACUGAGACAGAAGGAAGAACUACAGAGGGUGAAGGAUGAGGCAAGGAUUAAAGCUGGAAGGGAGAGAGCUAUUGCCCGCAGAAUGGUCAAAGAUGCAAUAGACCUUAUUGAAGAUGAACGUCUAGAACUCAUGAAAUUAGCUGCAUCAAAGAAGGGGCUAUCUUCAACACUGGCUCUUGACUACGAAACUAUUCAAAAUCUUGAAUCAUAUGGAGAUGGGCGUACUUCCUUCCCACCCAAGUCUGUACAGUUGAAAAGAGCUUUUUCAAUUCCACCUUGGUCUGAUUCUGACGAGAAUGUGGGAAAUCUUCUGAUGGUUUGGAAGUUCUUGAUUACCUUUGCUGAUGUUCUUGAAAUAUGGCCAUUUACAUUGGAUGAGCUUAUACAAGCUUUUCAUGAUUAUGACCCGAGGAUGUUAGGUGAGAUCCAUAUCGCUCUACUGAGAUCCAUUAUAAAAGAUAUUGAAGAUGUUGCAAGAACACCCACCACUGGAUUAGGAGCUAACCAAAGUAGUGUUACGAACUCUGGUGGGGGGCAUCCACAGGUAGUUGAAGGGGCAUAUGCAUGGGGUUUUGAUAUAAGAAAUUGGCAGCGGCAUUUAAAUCCAUUAACAUGGCCAGAGAUUUUGCGACAAUUUGCAUUGUCAGCUGGAUUUGGGCCUCAAUUAAAGAAACAGAAUAUUGAGCCAGUGCAUCCUAGCAACCAUGAGGGUAAUGAUGGUAAAGAUAUAAUUUCUAAUCUUCGAAAUGGAGCUGCUGUUGAAAAUGCUGUUGCUAUUAUGCAAGAGAAGUGUUUAUCUAAUCCAAGAAGAAAUAAACAUCGUUUGACGCCUGGAACUGUUAAAUAUGCUGCAUUUCAUGUCCUUUCUUUGGAAGGAAGCAGAGGCCUCAAUAUAUUGGAAGUUGCAGACAAGAUUCAGAAAUCUGGACUCCGUGAUCUUACAACUAGCAAGACACCAGAGGCUUCUAUAUCUUCUGCGUUGUCUAGGGAUACAGAACUAUUUGAAAAGACAGCUCCUUCAACAUAUUGUGUACGUCCUGCAUACAGAAAGGACCCAGCUGAUUCUGAAGUAAUUUAUUCAGCUGCCAGGGAAAGAAUCAGGAUAUUCAAAAGUGGAUUCGUGGUUGCAGAAGAAGUUGAUGGUGAAAGGGAUGAAGAUUGUGAAACUGAUGUGGCAAAAGAUCAUGAUAAUUAUAAAUUAAGAGUUCUAACAAAUAUGAAAAAGAAGGUCUCAAUUCAUGAGGAAUUUACUGCAAACACUAUUGUGAGAAGUGGGAAGGACAAUGGUGAGGUUUUGCAAACUCCUGAUAGUUGUCAUGAGAAAGUGCAUGAGGGGUUAGGAUCAACUGCUGAUGGAGGCUUCAACGAACAGAAAGAUGAACGUAGAUCUAGUGAAAUUAAUGGUGUUGCUGAUUCUAUUCUAAAAGGCAUAGAUGUUGAUGAAAGCACUCUUGGUGAACCAUGGGUACAAGGGCUUAUGGAGGGAGAGUAUUCAGAUCUCAGUGUAGAGGAGCGUCUUCACGCUCUUGUUGCUUUGAUUACUGUGGCAAUUGAAGGGAAUUCUAUUCGUGUUGUACUUGAGGAACGUCUAGAAGCUGCAAAUGCUUUAAAGAAGCAGAUAUGGGCUGAGGCACAACUUGAUAAACGACGUAUUAAGGAGGAUUAUUUUGUUAAAAUUUCAUCUUUCUCAAAUUUGGGAAACAAGAGAGAACCAGCUGUUACAUUUCCAUCAGUAGCGAGCAAAGAGUGCCCAGUGCAUACUGUUGAUGCCGAAAAUGAGAAGGCUUUACUCACUCCCUGUGACCAGCAUGAACAGAUAACUUCACUGCAGGAAAAUCAAAAUCUUCUGCAGAAUUCGUUAGAAGCGAACAUGCAGAGAUCAUUGCCUCUUGGUUUGGAUCGAAGACGAAACAGAUACUGGCAAUUCAUUACUUCUGCUUCUAUAAGCGAUCCAGGUUGUGGCAGGAUUUUUGUGGAAUUGUAUGAUGGCUGUUGGAAGCUGAUUGAUUCUGAAGAGGGUUUUGAUGCUCUAUUGGCAUCAUUGGAUGUGCGUGGAAUCAGGGAGUCCCACUUGCAUAUGAUGCUGCAAAGAAUUGAGACGUCCUUCAAAGAAUCUGUUAGAAGAAGUGUCCAAAAUGACUUGAAAAAGCAAAAUGGAGACACUGUCAAAAAACUCAAGACAGAAGCAGUUAAAAUGGUCACACACCACGAUUGCAGUAUUAAUAUUUACUGCCCUACUUCUGUCUGCAUGGAUGUUUUGAACACAUCAGUGGCCUCAACAUCUUUUACGGUUCAGCUUGGGAGAAAUGAAGUUGAAGACAAAGAUGCUUAUAUGAGAUAUUGGGAAUUUGAGAAAUGGAUGCGAAAGGAAUGUCUAAAUAGCUCAGUAUCAUGUGCAAUGAAGUUUGGGAAGAAAAGGUGCAAAGAACUACUUCUCAUGUGUGAUUUGUGCCAUCAUGUCUAUUUCUGUAGAGGAACACCAUGUUCUUCAUGCCAUAGAACUUUCAGUACUAGUCAGGGCAACUCUAGUUCUUAUGAACAUAUUGCUCGUUCCGACGACAAAAUAAAGAUCGACACUAAUCUUUUUCUUGAUUCAUCUUCUUCUCCAUUGAGGAUGAGAUUGCUCAAAAUCCUCUUGUCAGUUGUUGAGGCAACUCUUCCUCAAGAAGCUCUUAAACCUUUUUGGACAGAGAGGUACAGGAAGUCUUGGAGUUCAAAGCUGGAAGCUUCCUCAUCAACUGAAGACAUUAUGCAGACAUUGACUGCAUUGGAAUGUGCUAUAAAAAGGGAGUAUUUGGCUUCAGACUAUGAAACUACCAGUGAGCUGUUUGGUUCUGUUUGUUCUUCUGAAUGUCAUCCUAAUGAUAUCAUUGGUGGUGAAAGGAUACCUGUGCUUCCAUGGGUGCCAUCUACAACUGCCGCUGUGACUCUAAGGCUCAUGGAACUCGAUGCAUGCAUCUUUUACACUUCACAACAAAAGCUGGAGUCUGAGAAGGAUAAACAAAUUGGAAUUGUUAUGAAGCUUCCAUCAAAAUCUGCUGCUGCCAAAAUUUCCUACAAUGCUGGUGCCAUUGAAUCUUCAUUUCAGGCUAACCAUACUGUAGAGAACUGGGGUGCUCUUGGUGCUGGCCUUAAGAGCUACAGCAGAGAACAAAGGACUCAGCAAGUCCACAACCACUCUCAUGGUCAAAGAUCACAAGGAAGAGUUGCUAGCUCAAGACCCAUUUCCAGAAAGAGAAGCACUACAUCUAACAGCAGGAGAAUAGGAAAAUUACAUGGAUGGAAUGGGACACCAAAUGGACAAGGACGCGUUCGUGGUCGGAGGAGCAUUAGAAGCAGGCAGAAACCAGCAGCCAAGAUGAAUGUGAUUGAUGGUGAGAGAGAUACCCCAAAAGACAUCAUGGAGGAAACACGAAUCUUUGUCAGAGAGGAAAUUAAUGAAGGUGAAACAGAAGCCAAUGUUCUAAAUGCUAGCAAUUCGGAAAGAUCAGACUACGAAGGUGAUCUUUAUCGAGCAACAGGAGAUGAUGUGGAAGAUGUGGAUAUGGAUGAUGAUGUCGAUGAUGACAUCGAAGAUGGGCAGGCAGAUCUUAUAAUUGGAGGGAACUCAAAUACAGGGUACAGCAGAGAAGAAAAUGAAGAAAAAACCGAGGAUCCAGAUGGUGUUGGUUCUACAUCAUUAGAUUACAGUGAUUAA